Molecule: messenger RNA, 1294 nt
Organism: Sinocyclocheilus grahami
Lineage: Eukaryota; Metazoa; Chordata; Actinopteri; Cypriniformes; Cyprinidae
Product: syntaxin-binding protein 6-like
Exons: 6
Coding region: 243-875 (210 amino acids)
Biological process (GO): regulation of SNARE complex assembly; exocytosis; Golgi to plasma membrane transport
Cellular component (GO): exocyst; plasma membrane
Molecular function (GO): phosphatidylinositol-4,5-bisphosphate binding
Source: RefSeq, a predicted model, not a curated record
AGGUUUUGCGUCACUCACAUCUCCACGCAGUCCAGCAGCUGCGGGGUGUGCUGUCGAGGCAGUGCGCACUACAGAGUGAACACUAACCACUGCAGAGCACUGACAGCAGAGCAGAGGAGAGGAGAGGCGCGGGUUCAAACUUGCGCAGCAGCACAGACUGAAGACUGAAGAGAGAAUAACGCUGAACACAGUGACAGAGUUCAGAGACCCCUGCUGUCACCCAGCCUGCGCCAUCGGCCACAAUGAAUGCCAAAUCGGUCCUCAACAAGGUGAUCUUUCUUCCCAACGACGAGAGGCUGCUGGCAGUCGUGCAGGUGAAGAGGAGGACGAAGAAAAAGAUCCCGUUUUUAGCUACCGGAGGCCCUGGUGACUACACCACAUUCAUUUGCUUAUCAGUGACCAAUAAGAAGCCAGCGCAGGUGUUCCUCACGAAGGUGAAGCAGUUUGAAGGCUCCUCGUCUUUCGUCAGGAGAUCACAGUGGACCAUCAGUCAGCUGCGGCAGGUCAACGGCAUCGACUCCGUCCGAGAUUGCCCAGAGUUUGACUUGAUAUUUGAGAACGGAUUCGACCAGUGGACUGCGGGUUCAGCUGGAGAGAAGUGCGUGUUUGUCCAGGUCCUGCAUCACACAUGUCAGCGGUUCAUCCCCGAAAGAAAACCAGAGUUCAUCAACUGCCACCCCAAACUGCUGGGAGGGAACAGCAUCCUGCACGAGGCAGCAGACAGCGUUAGCAGUGCAGUGCAGAAGGCCAGUCAGGCGCUGAACGAGCGCGGCGAGAGACUGGGACGCGUGGAGGAGAAGACGGGCGAGAUGAUGAACAGCGCCCAGCAUUUUGCCGACACUGCACACAAGCUUGCCAUGAAGCACAAGUGUUAGGCCUUUGCCACCCCUGCUUAACCGCUGCUGUCAGAGAGCGUUACGGGACAUGCAUGAAUAUCAUAUGAAGGACAGUGUGUAUCAACAUGGCUGAGGCCUCGAAAAGAUCAUGCGUCCUCUACACUUGGAUGGGAUACUUGGUCAUUGCAAGCUUAAACAAAGCCUUACUCCUGUGUCCUCACUCUGACAGACCUUAAUUAUCAUUUUAAAAGAUUCAUACAAAAGAUGUAAAAUAGUUUCAAGGUUCAAAUACCUGCUUAUAUAUGAUAUCCCUUCUUUUUUGUUUGCUUGUUUUAACCUAUUUAGUGUUUGAUAAGUGCCAUCGUGAAAGAAUUUUAGUGCGAUUAUUAGAAAUAUAUGUAUUUUUUUGUAAAAAUCUAUCUAAAGGGUUUGAAAAAAUAGCUUAUUCUAUUUUAGCA